CAGCCCACCAGUACCGUGCACCCCCAGCCUCCCACUCCGUCUCCAACAGCCAAUCAGACAUGGAGAAAGUGAGUCACAUGACGCGCAACGCCAUCCGGCGGGCGUCCACCAUGGAGAUCCCUCCGCACGCCAAGCGCAACAUGCAGGAGCUCUUCGUCAACUUCUGCCUCAUUCUCAUCUGCCUGCUGCUCAUCUACAUCAUCGUGCUGCUCAUGUGAGAAGCAGGGAGGGCAGGGGGCCAAUGGGAGGGCAGGGGGCCAAUGGGAGGGCAGGGGGCCAAUGGGAGUAGGGGAGGCAUGAUGAUGGACGGGAGUUAGGGUGCACGGUGCAUGAUGAUGGAUGGGGGACCUGUCAAAUGGGAAAUUGGGGGGGGGGUGGGGGAGCAGGGUAUUGGAAGGGGGAACUGGCCAAUGGUUUGUGUGGGGAGUGGGAGGGCGCUUCUUCACUCUGGCUAAUGAGGGUAAAGGGCUGAAGUUCGGGGAUUGGGAGUUUGAUGGGGGUAUGGGGAAGGGGAUAGUGCAUGAGCCAGGCUGGUGGUAGUGGGGGAGGGGGCUGGUCAAUGGGGAUCUGAAAUGCAACUACUAGAACUGUGACAGUUGGACAGGAAUUGGGGGUGGGGUGGUGAGAUUGACAGCCUGGCUAUAGCAACGACAAAGCUCUGCGAGCAUUGGUCUGGCCAACUGGUUGAAGCUCCAAUGAAUCAGAUCACUCUUCCCUUUGACUCUGAAAAUCUAGCGUCUUGCCUUAACCCUUUACUCAUCGAGGAGAGAAAGUGUUUGAUGUUCACUGGCUCCGAGAAGGAGGUAGAUUUGAAUUUUCCCGAGACUUGGCCAACUUGGUCAGUCUGACUUGGUCGCAGAGUUUUGUCCAACGUCAAAGGGUGGGCUCAGACCAGGGGAACAAGAACAUGGCUCAAGCUCUUCAGAUGGGCACUGCCUCUGUUGCAUCAUUGUGGAACAGAGCAAUGUGAAGACUAUUCUAGAAGUGUUACACAGCUUUUUAGCAACUAAAGCUUGCUUGGUUUAGGCAAUGAUAUCAAUGCUGAAUACACUUAAAGACUCCAAAUGAAUAGUUAGCAAAGACAUAAGUUAGUAAGAGUCCAUAGAAAAAACAGGCAGUGUAACAAAAUGUAUCGACUGAGAGAAUUAGUAUGCUACUGAUAAAUUCUUCUGUCUAGAAACUAUACCUGCUCAUUCAUGUUUAAGUUUUGCUGGGGUUUCAGAGCAAAUCUCGACAGUUUGAGAAACUUACAAAAAAGAUUUUGUGAUUGCCCUCUUUUUCCUCAUGGUGCCCUCAUACAUUUCACUACCAAUGCAUGUGCACUUACUGAUGAAAAUGAGUGGGCAACUGUGUAUAUUUGCAGCAAUACUACAGACACUUCGACUUAAGUUGCUGACCUUUAAUGUAGUUGCUGACAUUUAAUGUGGUUUAAAGGCAAACUAAGUAAACACACAGACAAACAUCACUGUAAGUACUUGUACUUGUUUACCCUUUUGUUCCUUCACGGUCAGGGUUGCCAGAUUGGGUGGUUUCCCAGACAAUUGGGUUGUUUAAGAUAACCAUCGGUGAGUUGAAAAAGUAUACACUGGAUGGUUUUUUGUGUCCAUUUAUGGCCAUAGAAAUCAACAGAAUUUAGUUAAAAUUGGGUGGUAUUUAGUGAGUCAGGUGGUUUUUCGAUUGGAUUUUUUGGGAAAUGAUCCUUCGUAUCUGGCAAGCCUGCUCAUGGUCACUUUGUCACUGCUUACAUGCACGUUUGUUGUCAUUGCCACUCCAAGCGUACGGGACUCUAGCCACUGUGCAAUACUUACUGCACUCUACUGCACUGUAUUUUAUUUGCUGUCAAAGACACACACACAAACUCACACACAAAAGCUCUGCAAUAAACCUAAGCUCCUAUGACCCCCCCAACCCUAGUUCUUGACUUAUAUGUUGUGUGAAACUAUGCUGUUUGCCUAGACAAGAAUGUAAUCAUGGGAGUAGAAUGAAUGUGUGUUAGAGAGUGUGUGAGAGAGAGUGUGUGUACAUGCAGAAGUUUACUACCAAUUACUGUACAUGACACACAACACACCAUAGUGAAGACACUUACCCUACAGACUAACUGGUUCAAAGCAUCUGCAGUGUCUACAACAAAUAAGUAACAGUCCACAGCCAACGUACACCCUAAAACCAAAUAAAAACACAUGUAUAGUCCCACAUGUUAAGUCAUGGAGGUAUUGAUAAUUAAAGUCUCGAGCAAGACGACUUGAACAUUUUUAGUGUGUGGUACAGGGAGAAUUUUGGGCUGGAAUGGAGUGUCUUGUCUCGGACAAAGGUAAGGGGGGCUUUAAGGGAAAAAAAGGGUUGCAAACCACGGGCCUUAUCAUCAAUACAUUUGUUCAUGAAAUGCUGUCUGUAAGAAAAAAGAAAAAGAGAAUUUGAUGCACCAUAGAACGAAUGGCAAAUCAGCAGCUAAUACUAACACAAUGAGGCAUGAUGAAAUUAAAGUGAAAGUUUGGUUCAAUGUCCCAUUGAAUUAGCUGCUGCAUUCACAUUAUUUUUCUAUGUUGCAUCAUUCAAUGCUCUUGCAACUUUUUCUUUACAACACUUUUGGAGAUUCACAAGAGGCUUCUCCGAAAAGUUUAGCUGGGAGAAACUGGACCUCUUCUUUGACCAGAACUCGAACUUUUUGCUCCUCAUUCAAGAAGUUUAUGGUCGACACACUAUGUGUAAUGCAGUAGUUCUCAGAGGAGUCAAACACAAAAAUAAAAAAGAAACAGUCCCUUCCAACACAUAUAACUUAACUCAUCUAAGUAACCAGUAGACUCGUGCACUUGUCUUACGAUCUGCUAAGCUUAACUCUUCUAAGGUUAUUGGUGUUUUUCAGUAAUAAGAGAGUCUAUCUACCUCAAUAGGUAGCAAUGGACUAUAAUGGUCUAACAACCAUGUACUAUCAUGUGGUAGUGUUUUAGUUACACCAUGAAUUUACUCUUACUUCUUUUACCUUUGACACCUCUGAAUGCUAGUAGUUAAGUUAAUGAUAAGUUAGUUAUAACCAAAGAAGCUUCUUGGAUGAAGAGCGAAUCGUCAGUCAGGUCCAGAAUUACACGUACUGUAUAAUCUUUGGAUAACAUGGGCUGAAUGAAUGAGAAUCUUCACAGACACACCAAACAACUUUUUUUUUUUUCAUUUUUAAAAAGUAACUCCAGAGGAAGGGUUCACACACACAUCUGUGUAGCCCAACUGUGUGCAUUCAUUGGCGUCCCUGUCUCGUUUGUCACAUGUAGCUCUUUCUACAGUGGUGUAUGAACCGACCAACCAGGGGCAAAGAACAGGAUGAUGGUACAACCUGCCCCACCGUAACCAAGACGACAGCACCACCACCAUCACCAACAACCAGCUCUUCCUUCAAGCCCGUAGUCUUUACGGCCAAGAACUCCUGCUGCUUCCUGUUACCCAUCAUCCCCCACCAGCCACCAACCGCAAUCUCCACCACAACACAUCUCUAACACUCCAGGCAGCUACCCCAAAACAUCUUGUCUGACUUUGAAGGCUCUCCACUGGGGUUCUUGUCAGCAGCUCUUCCCUCCAUUGACCAACAGCAUCAACCUAAUCAUGGAUCUGGUGAACAACCGCGGCCUCAACCUCAUGCUCAACUUCCUGCUCAUCGUGGUGUUGCUGAUGAUCCUGCUCAUCCUGGUCAAACUUAUGUGAUCGCCGAUGGCCAAUCACAAUUCAGUCAAGUGAUGAUCUGACAACCAAUCGCAUCAUGACUGUGUUGUGUGCUAUUUGUGGGGGAGGGAGGGAGGGAGGGAGGAAGUUAAGAAACGAGGGGGAAUGAGAACACUUCAGUUCUGCUGGGCUAAAGAGGCUACACGAGGAUGACUUUCUUAGUUUGUCUUCAUUGAUUUUGUCUAGGUGCCACUUCUGAUAGCUUUCUAAAUAAGCUAAUAUCAGGUUAAUCACAAUACGAACCAAAUAUAUAAGUAUAUAUUAAAAAAUGGCAAUUAAAAUAGAGAAUAUUUCAGCCCCCGAGAAAAUUACAGUCCAACUUCCUUGUGCAUUUCUAACACCAGGUUUACAGGACCGCACGGUUAGAGGCUGAGCCAGUACAAAUAGCCAUGGGUACAAACCCAGCAUGUACUCUGAGCUCUCAAAGAGCUGCACAAUGAACGCUUCACUUUAGGAAAUAAUAAUAGGCCAAAACCUCCUCUCUCAUCUGGCAGAUAGUGCCCUCUACUGGUCAAUAGUAAGACAAGUAGAGGCAGUGGCUGCCAUCCGAGCUGUCACUGUCAGUUGUUAGUGUUCAUCUAAUAAGCCUACUGUACUUCACUGAAUACGGGGUCAGCGUGGGGACAGCUGCAGCUGUGGCUGUGGCAAUGGAUGAACUCUGCUGUACCGAGUAGACUCUAGGGUGGUAAGCCCAAGUGUGUGCUAUGUGCACGUGUUUUCCUGCUACUAACGUUACAAAAUUACACACUACAUUUCAGAUGUUUGAGAAUCUGUCAGUAUGUUUUAACUUUUAGCCCUUUGAGGAGUAUCAUCACAAAUACAGUAUGUGAUUCGAAUUUUGCCCAAAUUUCGAGUUCUCAUUAUUAUGUCAUAAGGACAUUGCAAAAUUUUUAACACAGACUUCUAUGGGAGCUGUAGAGUGUUCAAGUAAAAUUCAAGAAGAACCUGGGGAAAGUCCUUACUCUUAAAGUACAGUAUCUCAACAAAGAAUUUCUGUUAAGUAGAUGCAUGACGUUGAUUCUGUCCAACUCCACAACAACAUCAGCUGAUUUUAGAUUUUAAAGUACGUCACACAUCAGGAUCCAUGUGAGUCUCCAAUGAAGACAGACUCUAUACUGUAGAAACAUGUCAGGUAAAAGAUAAAACUUUUACAUGUCUGUCUGAAGUAAAACAAAAACCUACGUUUUUAUAAGAAUUUUUGUUAAGACUGCAACACACAAUGCCCUUCCACAGCACCACCACCACCAUCACCAACCAGCUCUUCCUUCAAGCCAGUAGUACCGCUGCUCCCAACUAGCCACCAACCACCCUCUGCGCCACAACAUACCUCCAACUCUCUAGACACCAACCGGUGUAGGGGUUAGAUGGUUUAGUGACAUGUGACAUGCAGAAGUCCCAUGUCAAAGGAAGGCUAUGUUUUUUCCCCUAAACAUUUAUUUAAUGACACCUCUAACACUCCAGGCCGCUACCCCAAAACAUCUUGUCCGACUUUGAAGGCUCUGCCCUGCGGUUCCUGUAGACUACUCUUCGUUCCUUGUCUGAAAAUCCUGUCAACGUGUUUAAAACUAGCUCAAAAAAGAA
This is a messenger RNA of Engraulis encrasicolus (European anchovy), 5289 nucleotides long. It is a transcript of the gene pln1, whose product is annotated as phospholamban. Gene Ontology annotation, molecular function: ATPase inhibitor activity. The transcript has a single exon. The record is from RefSeq and is a predicted model, not a curated record. The coding region runs from base 60 to 218 and encodes 52 amino acids. Gene Ontology annotation, cellular component: sarcoplasmic reticulum; membrane. Gene Ontology annotation, biological process: negative regulation of heart rate; negative regulation of calcium ion import into sarcoplasmic reticulum; negative regulation of ATPase-coupled calcium transmembrane transporter activity. NCBI's taxonomy places the organism in Eukaryota, Metazoa, Chordata, Actinopteri, Clupeiformes, Engraulidae.